AUGCCACCUGGCAUCUUGGCCAUCAACAGGGUCUGCGCAGACCCCAGCCCACCCCAGAGGCAGAUCAGGAGUGACACUUCGCAGAUCUUGGAAGAAAACAUCCCGCUCCUUAAAGCCAAAGUGAUGGAAAUGCGUGGCAUCUACACCAAAGUGGACCAGCUAGAGGCCUUCGUCAAGAUGGUGGGGCACCAUGUCGCCUUCCUGGAAGCCCACGUGCUUCAGGCCGAGCGGGACCACGGGGCCUUCCCGCAGGCGCUGCGGAGGUGGCUGAGCUCCACGGGGCUGGCCUCCUUCAGGAAGAAACCAUCCGCACCAGCACCCCCGAUGUAUGAGCUGCCCGUGUUGUACAGGACCGAGGACUACUUUCCUGCAGGCGCCAGGGAGGCAGAGCACGAAGCCCCUGGCCGCCGUCGGUGCCUGUGAGCUUGUGGCCCUCCCAUCAGGGACGUGGGAAAGUGAAACUGGGGAUCUGGAGCAGCUUAGAAUUUUUCUUCUUAUUGGUGUUGAUUUGUUCUUUGAGUUUCCUCCCCACCUCACGGGAGACUACAGGGCUUGGAGGAGCAGUGGGAAGGCCCAGGUGGCCCUGCCCCAGGGCUCAGCUGGUAGAGGCGCUUUUUGCUGUUCUAAAAGGGGACCAGGCGGUCUGGUGUGCCCUGGUGUUGGGCAGUGGAGAUUCCCUUCUCCCUGUGAACGGCUUUUCAAGGGAAUUGCGUGGUGCUUGCUCUGUGACCGUGGUGCAUGUUGCGUGGCCUGCAGACCCUGGUGCCCACUGGCCUUGAGGAUCACCCCAAUAAAGAUGUCAUGAGCUCA
Molecule: messenger RNA, 810 nt
Organism: Galeopterus variegatus (Sunda flying lemur)
Lineage: Eukaryota; Metazoa; Chordata; Mammalia; Dermoptera; Cynocephalidae
Gene: BCAS4
Product: breast carcinoma amplified sequence 4
Exons: 4
Coding region: 1-423 (140 amino acids)
Cellular component (GO): BLOC-1 complex
Source: RefSeq, a predicted model, not a curated record